AUGGAGAAGAGGCGCAGGAGUAAGCGUGUGUUUGUUGUACGUGUGCACAGAGUCAGACUGUGGAAUCAGUUAGACUUGGCAAUUGUUCUUCUCUCCAUCAUGGGCAUCACACUUGAGGAAAUUGACCUGAAUGCCUCUCUACCCAUCAACCCAACCAUCAUACGCAUAAUGAGGGUGCUGCGCAUCGCCAGAGUGUUGAAGCUCCUGAAGAUGGCCACAGGAAUGAGAUCUCUUCUGGAUACAGUAGUUCAAGCUUUACCGCAGGUCGGUAAUCUGGGUCUGCUGUUUAUGCUGCUGUUCUUCAUCUAUGCAGCACUGGGAGUCGAACUCUUUGGCAAGCUUGAAUGCACUGAGGACAACCCGUGUGAGGGAUUGAGCAGACAUGCUACAUUUCAGAACUUUGGCAUGGCGUUCCUCACUCUAUUCCGCGUUUCCACCGGAGACAACUGGAAUGGAAUCAUGAAGGAUACCCUGCGGGAAUGUAAAAAUGACAGAUGUCUGAGUUACCUGCCGCUUUUGUCGCCUCUGUACUUUGUGACAUUCGUGCUAGUGGCACAGUUUGUGCUGGUGAAUGUUGUGGUCGCUGUGCUCAUGAAACAUUUAGAGGAGAGUAACAAAGACGCCCGUGAGGAGGCCGAGAUGGAGGCGGAGUUGAAGGAAGAGCUUCAUGGCAUUCGUAGACAAAGCACCGCCUCUGUGGGCGGAGCCAUCGGGCUUGAGGGUACAGCUGUUCAAAUGGAGACUCUCUCACAUGAACAGGGCCAAGACUCCAGUUACGGCAACUUCCUGACAGUUAGUAGGCCGUCUAUAUCACGGAUGCUGUCCUUACCUAGUGACAGUUACAUGGUCUAUCCUGUUAAGCCUAUAUAUGGGUCCAUUCAUGAGAGAGUCUCCAAACAGGACUCCACACUGCCAGGCUCCUCUCUCUCACUCGGCACCCAGCCCUGUGAAGAUAGUGCCGUAAUGCAGGUUCCAGGAACUGCAUCUCAGACAAACCUGGCUGCCGCUCCUGCUCCCCAUCCUCUAAAUCAAAGAGCAAGAUCUAGCAAUGCCUUCAGAGCCCUGCGGAGACAG
Messenger RNA from Sinocyclocheilus grahami, 1074 nucleotides. RefSeq names its product voltage-dependent T-type calcium channel subunit alpha-1H-like. Gene Ontology annotation, biological process: membrane depolarization during action potential; transmembrane transport; positive regulation of calcium ion-dependent exocytosis. The record is from RefSeq and is a predicted model, not a curated record. Gene Ontology annotation, cellular component: voltage-gated sodium channel complex; neuron projection; plasma membrane. The annotation marks the transcript as partial. Gene Ontology annotation, molecular function: voltage-gated sodium channel activity; low voltage-gated calcium channel activity. The transcript has 8 exons. Lineage: Eukaryota; Metazoa; Chordata; Actinopteri; Cypriniformes; Cyprinidae.